Messenger RNA from Thermothelomyces thermophilus ATCC 42464, 3330 nucleotides. RefSeq lists its product as uncharacterized. The coding region runs from base 323 to 2998 and encodes 891 amino acids. NCBI's taxonomy places the organism in Eukaryota, Fungi, Ascomycota, Sordariomycetes, Sordariales, Chaetomiaceae. Gene Ontology annotation, molecular function: DNA-binding transcription factor activity. The record is from RefSeq and is a predicted model, not a curated record. The transcript has 3 exons.
CAGACCACGGCACCUUCCUGCAACCCGUCUUUGCCCACCACACCCCUCCCCCACUUCCUCGGUGUGGCCUCGCACUUUCGCCUCGCUUUCCUGGGCUGCCGUGUCUCCUCUUUCCCACCACCAUUUCGGCUCCGGUUUAUCUUGUUUACCACGUCUCCGACACUGUCCUGCGCCCAUAAGGUGGCACACCCGCCCGAACCUGCCACACCAGUGACCAAACCAUCUUCCUCCGAAAGCUCUUGGCCAAGCACCUUCAACUUCCCAGCCGCUGUUGCCCGCCCAGGCGCCGUGAGUGCGCCCUCUCCAGGCGCCAUCUCGGGCCAUGGAACCCUCUUCGAAACGGAGGAGGCUGGCCCCUAAGGUCCCAGACCCUCCCGCCGUGUCAGCGCUCCCUCCGACACCUCAAGCCCAGGCACAGCCCCCACCACAGACAUUCUCGCAAGAUCAAGUACCGUCGCAGCACUACGCGCACGCCGAAGCUGCUCCGCGGCUGCCAGAACGCGAUGAGUUCGAGGCAUUUGCACGUCACCUCCAGGAUGCGGCCAUCCACAUCCAACAACAAACCUUGAGACCCAAGCAUACUAGCGUGUCGGUGUUGAUGCUGCAGUGGGAGGAGGACACUUCGGUCGAACCCGACAUGCUGGCCCUGGAGCGAGUUUUCCAGGAGCGGUACCACUACCACACCGACAAAUGGGCUAUCCCUACCGUCCCAAAUCCCAGCGUCAAGCUCGGGGUCAGGAUAGCUUCCUUCCUCGACAAUGCCCGCCCCGACCAUCUUCUGAUCAUAUACUACGCCGGCCACGGAUAUGUCGGCCCCGACCAUCAGCUCUACUGGGCAUGCAAUUCGCGCGAUGACGCGGCCAAGCUGAAGUGGGAUGGCGUUCGCUGCUUGUUUGAGGAUGCCCAGUCGGAGAUUCUGCUCCUGAUCGACUCGUGUGCCGUCCGCGACGCGCCUGUGGCUGGCAGCCACGGUGCCAAGCAAGCAAUCGCUGCCUAUAGCCCCGAUCAGAGCGCGUUGGAACCCGGACCCCGCUCCUUCACGGCCGCGUUGGCCGAGACGCUUCAGAAACUCAGCUUCCUGGGUCGGCCCUUCAGCGUGCAAAAGCUCUAUGACGAUCUUUGCCAGCAGAGGCAGCAAGACAGCACGCAGGCGCUUGCCAGGCUAUCCAACGGAUCUACGAAGCCUAAUCACACGCCCGAAAGGUCACCGGCUUUCUUUACCCUCACGCCGGCCAGGGGCCAGGGAAUCGUGUUGGUUCCGCUUGACCCAAAGGCAGCCCAGCUCCAGUCGCCCCCCCACUCCGCUGAUGCGGACGCUCAAGGAGCCUGGAAAACCAAGCCCGAAGACCACCCGCUCCACCCAGAUGAGGUGCUCGACCUGACUUUGGAGGAGCAGAGGGUGUUGGUGUGCACGACGUUCGUCGGCGACGCGAGUCCAGACAUGGCAUUUUUCAAUCAGUGGCUCCACAGCGUGCCAAGCACCACGUCCAAGAUAGCCGUUGAGGGCAUGUUCCUCGGACCGCCGACCAUGCUGCUGAUCUCCAUGCCCCUCAAUGUCUGGAAUAUUGUCCAGCAUGACAAGGUUUGCUGUUUCCUUGGUUACAUCAGCUCCCACAACAUGAUUCACCUCUAUCAGCGACUCGUCAACUCGCCUCCGAGAGGCUUGGUUGGCAUCAAGGACGAGGAAGACAGCCGCGCUCUCAAGCGCACUCCCUCUAUGCAUCGCAACGAGACCUCAAGUCAUGGCGCCCCUGUUCAGAAGGAGACGGCUCGACGUCAGGAUACCUAUCUCAACCAGGCGGUUACAGCCUCUAUCCCGAACAUACCUCUCCAUGCCAGCCCGGGACAGACCCCUCCGGUAGGUCCCAAGGAUGAGGUCGAAGACUCGGCGGAGAUGCAGGAGGCAGCGGAACAAUUGAAGGCACUGAGCCAUGUCCGACAUAUCGGUGGUGACUCUCCAGCGACGCUCGAUCGCCAGGCUACGCAGGUAGGGGACAGUAUCGCCGUCCGUCACAUCGGCGACCCUGAUUCUCCGGCAAGCGGCGUUGUAACCGGGUUGGACGGACCCCUCUACGGCGCCGAAUACAGCACCCCCUCUGCGAAGACGAAAGCCAGGAAACCACUCCAGAAGCAGACGCCGAAGCAGGAGGUGCGGUGUGACCAUUGCAGUCAUGCGCCCUUCAAGGAUUCCUCGUCGCUCCGCAAACACGUCGCGGCUGCACAUACGAGGCCUUUCCCCUGUGCCUUCUCGUUUGCCGGGUGCACCAGCACCUUUGGGUCCAAGAAUGAGUGGAAGCGGCACAUUUCUUCGCAGCACCUGUGCUUACAGUUCUACCGGUGCUCGUCGUGCCCGCAGAGCAGCGCCGACGGCAAAGGCAACGAGUUUAACCGCAAGGACCUGUUUACGCAGCACCUUCGCCGCAUGCACGCGCCAUUUGCAAUCAAGAAGGCCAUAACCAAGAGCGACAGUAAACUGCAGGCCGAGUGGGAUGCCCACGUCAAGGAGAUGCAAACGACCUGUCUCGUCACCCGGAGGAAACCUCCUCAGCGGUCAGCCUGCCCCAAACCGGACUGUCAAAGCGUCUUCGAGGGACCAGGGUCAUGGGACGAGUGGACAGAGCAUGUGGGGCGGCAUAUGGAGAAAGGCGAGGCCGGUCGGAUGGGAGUCGACCCGCUGCUAGCGAAAUGGGCGCUAGACGAAGGCAUCAUCGAGGAACUCGGAGACGGCGAGUACAGACUCUGCGCUGGUAGUGGGUCAAGUGUGAGCGAAAAUCAGGUGAACAACCACAACCACCAACACCACAACAACGACAACAACGACAACAAUAUCAACAGCAACCACAACAACCACAGCCACAAUAACAACGACGGCAAUGACAAUGACAACGACAACGACAAGACCUCUUCGGAUGGCGUCAGGAGAGCAGAGGGGGACGACGAUCCCUCUAUCACGGUGGCGAUGCCAAUUCCGGUCUCUGACAAUAUGGAGGUCGGCUGAACACAAUGUAAGAAGCGGAGGGGGGACGGAAACGAACGAUCUCAUGAGGCUUGGAAGCCAUGUUUUUUAAGAAUGGCCAUCAUGCCAUGGUGUUACGACUCGGUUGUGAAGAAAAAAAAAAAAGGGAGUUUGGACGGCGCCGUCCAUUAUCGUAUUUGUUCUUGUUCAAGCGUAGCCCCAUCAUAUUGAGCGGAGCAGCGCGAGGACAUUCUUGCUAAGGCUAUAUAAAUAAGGAAGGUGCUUAUUGUGUAUACAUGUGUAUACCUGGUAUGUAAAGUACCAUGUAAGGGAGGUCCUGCAUGUGCUCCUCCACAUCAGCACAUGUAGGUAUG